This is a messenger RNA of Carcharodon carcharias (great white shark), 5017 nucleotides long. RefSeq names its product drosha ribonuclease III (gene drosha). Gene Ontology annotation, biological process: regulation of gene expression; pre-miRNA processing; rRNA processing. The coding region runs from base 103 to 4173 and encodes 1356 amino acids. Gene Ontology annotation, cellular component: nucleus. The transcript has 32 exons. The record is from RefSeq and is a predicted model, not a curated record. Gene Ontology annotation, molecular function: double-stranded RNA binding; ribonuclease III activity. NCBI's taxonomy places the organism in Eukaryota, Metazoa, Chordata, Chondrichthyes, Lamniformes, Lamnidae.
GACCAAUAAGGACAGUCCGUGGGGCUGGGACAUCCGAGAGCUUCAGCUAUGCUGCUGCGUCUACUUCCUGUGACGGAAGCAAGUCGCUCCUAAAUUGGCGCCAUGUCAUUUCACCUGGGGCGAGGGGGAGCCGCGCACGCCGGCCACAGCACUAUCCCGAAGGUGGGGGGCACUCGGGGCAGGGGCGCCCCAGGGAACCGGAUGCCUCCACAGAACUUUCAGGCCGCGGGUUUUCGACCGGUUCACCCCCAGCAGCCCCCGCCCUUAUUCCCCCACGAGCAGCAGGUCGCUCCCCCCAUGCUGCCCCCUCCCCGCUUCCCCGCCCCGCAGGGCACGGGCUAUGUUCCUCCCAGCUUUAUGCCCUACCAGCCUCACAUCCCCCAGCCGGCGGAGAUGGACAUCACGCAGAGUGCCCCGCAGCAGUGCCCCGUCCACCCCCGGGCUCCGUUUCCCGCUCCUCCGGUGCGCCAGGGCUUUCCCGGUUUGCCUUGCUUUACACCGGCGCCCCCCCUGCCCAGCGCUGUGACCACCCUUCCGGGGACCCCCGACCGACCGGCUGGCUUCCACCACAUGUUGGCGCCGGCCCCGCCCCCGCCCCAGCCCCCUCCCCCGCUGAUGCCCCCCCAGACCGUCGGCUACCAGCCCCCGUACGCGAUGGGUUACUCGCAGCCGUACCCGCUUCAGCACCUCAACAGCGGCUUCCAGCCCAGCUCCGGAUCCGGCGGCUACCCACCGGAUUCCGGCUCCCGCCGGCCCGAGCGCUUCGGGGACAAGCCGCCCUACCCGCCGGAGAAGCCCCCCGGCCGCCGGCGCUCGGCCGAGCGGGACCGCCGCCGCAGGGAGCGCAGCUGCCGGAGCCACGGCCAGCGCCGCCGGCCGGAGUCCCGGGGGGAGAGGGGGAGGAGUCCGGAGCGGAGGAGAUCGGAGAGCAGCCGGCGCCGGGGGAGCAGCCGCGACCGGGGGAGGUCACCGGCUCGACACCGAAACCGCGACCACAGCAGAGACAGACAUAAGCAUCGUGACAGCUACCGAUCCCCGUCGUAUGAAAGACAGCACAGACGUGAACGGAAAAGGACGCAUAGCCGGUCAAGCAGCAGAGAGAGGAAGCGCCCUCACUGGGAGGAUGAGAGAGAUCGAAGGUCAACGGGUCACAGUUCAAGUAAGGAGAAACUCCAUUCGGCAACCCGAAGCAAGGAGGCUGAAGAGAGCUCCUUCACUGAAAAGAUUGAGGAGGAGAAAGAGGAGGAAGAGCUGCUAAAUACAAAGCCGGUGUGGAUUCGCUGUACUCACUCUGAGAAUUACUAUUCCAGUGACCCCAUGGAUCAGGUGGGUGAUUCCACUGCUGUUGGCACAAGUAAACUGCGGCAGCUUUAUGCCAAGUUUGAUGAGGAGCUUGGGCAGAGACAAUCAAAGGCAAAAGCUGCCAGACCGCCAUGGGAGCCUCCGAAAACCAAACUGGAUGAAGAACCAGACGCCAGCUCCAGUGAUUCAGGCUGUGACUCGGAUGAUAACAGCAGUGGGAGCAGUACCUGCAGCUCAGACUCUGAAAUUAUUGACGUAAUUGAAGAAAUCAAACGUAAAAAGGCACAUCCCGAUCGAUUGCACGAGGAGUUGUGGUACAAUGAUCCAGGCCAGAUGAACGACGGCCCACUGUGUAAAUGUAGCGCCAAGGCAAAACGAACUGGGAUCAGACACAGCAUUUACCCUGGUGAAGAGGCAAAUGAUGCUUGUCGUCCAAUGACUAAUAACGCAGGCAAAUUAUUCCACUAUAGGAUUACAGUUUCUCCGCCUACCAAUUUUUUGACUGAUAGACCAACCGUGAUCGAGUACGACGACCACGAAUAUAUCUUUGAAGGGUUUUCCCUGUUUUCUCACACUCCGCUUAAUAAUAUUCCUCUGUGUAGGGUCAUACGUUUUAAUAUAGACUACACCAUCCAUUUCAUCGAGGAAAUGAUGCCAGAGAAUUUCUGUGUGAAAGGAUUAGAAAUGUUUGCCUCGUUCUUAUUCAAGGAUAUUUUGGAACUUUACGACUGGAAUAUUCACGGUCCAGUAUUUGAAAGUGGUGCUCCAUCCUGCCCAAGAUUUCAUUUUUUGCCCCGCUUUGUUAGAUCGAUACCUGAUAGUGGAAAAGAAGUCCUUUCAAUGCAUCAGGUGUUGCUUUACCUAUUACGCAGCAGUAAACCUCUGGUUCCUGAGGAGGAGAUUGCUAACAUGCUGCAGUGGGAGGAGUUGGAAUGGCAGAAAUAUGCUGAAGAAUGUAAGGGCAUGAUUGUGACCCACCCUGGCAUGAAGCCUAGUUCUGUUCGUAUUGACCAGUUGGACCGGGAACAGUUUAACCCCGAGGUCAUUACAUUUCCAAUUAUCGUUCACUUUGGCAUACGGCCUGCUCAGCUCAGUUACGCUGGGGACCCACAGUAUCAGAAACUGUGGAAGAGUUAUGUCAAACUGCGUCAUCUACUAGCAAACAGCCCAAAGGUCAAACAAGCGGACAAGCAGAAAUUAGCUCAGCGCGAGGAAGCUCUGCAGAAGAUCCGGCAGAAGAAUACAAUGCGACGUGAGGUGACAGUGGAAUUGAGCAGCCAAGGUUUCUGGAAGACUGGUGUGCGCUCAGAUGUCUGUCAGCAUGCCAUGAUGUUGCCAGUUUUGACCCACCAUAUUCGAUACCAUCAGUGUCUUAUGCACUUGGAUAAGCUGCUCGGCUACACGUUUAAGGAGCGUUGUCUCCUCCAGCUUGCAAUGACCCACCCAAGCCACCAUCUAAAUUUCGGAAUGAACCCAGAUCACGCAAGAAACUCUUUGUCAAACUGUGGCAUCCGACAACCCAAGUAUGGAGACAGGAAGGUUCACCACAUGUACAUGAGGAAGAAAGGCAUAAACACCUUAAUAAACAUUAUGUCACGCCUUGGUCAAGACGACCCAGCUCCCUCAAGGAUUAACCACAACGAACGACUGGAAUUUUUGGGAGAUGCAGUGGUUGAGUUUUUAACAAGCGUGCACUUGUACUUUCUGUUCCCAAAUCUGGAGGAAGGUGGGCUAGCAACCUACCGCACAGCAAUAGUGCAGAACCAGCACCUUGCUAUGCUCGCCAAGAAGUUGGAAUUGGACCGUUUCAUGCUGUACGCCCAUGGACCUGACCUCUGUAGGGAAUCUGACCUACGUCACGCUAUGGCUAAUUGCUUUGAAGCUCUGAUAGGUGCAGUCUACCUGGAGGGGGGCCUUGAAGAAGGCAAGCACUUGUUUGGUCGACUCCUGUUCAAUGGCUCGGAUCUUCGGGACGUGUGGCUUAAUUAUCCACUUCAUCCUUUGCAACUACAGGAAUCGAAUACAGACAGGCCUCUCAUAGCCACCUCUCCUGUUCUAAAAAAACUGACUGAUUUUGAAGAAACAAUUGGAGUGAAUUUUAUUCACAUACGCCUCCUAGCUCGAGCCUUCACUUUGCGAACUGUUGGAUUUAAUCAUCUAACUCUGGGUCACAAUCAAAGGAUGGAAUUUCUUGGUGAUUCUAUAAUGCAGCUGGUAGCCACUGAGUAUUUAUUCAUACACUUCCCUGACCAUCACGAAGGCCAUUUAACGCUGUUACGAAGUUCCCUGGUCAAUAACCGGACUCAAGCCAAAGUGGCAGAAGAACUGGGCAUGCAGGACUUUGCGAUCACAAAUGACAAAACCAAAAGACCUGUUACACUGCGCACUAAGACACUCGCUGACCUUUUGGAAUCAUUCAUAGCUGCACUUUAUAUCGACCAGGAUUUGGACUAUGUCCGCACCUUCAUGAAUGUAUGCUUCUUCCCACGAUUAAAGGAGUUUAUCCUGAACCAGGAUUGGAAUGACCCCAAAUCUCAGCUGCAGCAGUGUUGCCUGACCCUUAGAACAGAGGGGAAAGAGCCAGACAUCCCUUUGUACAAGAUCCUUCAGACAGUGGGACCAUCCCAUGCCAGGACAUACACAGUGGCCGUGUAUUUCAAAGGAGAAAGGAUUGGCUGUGGUACAGGUCCAAGCAUUCAGCAAGCAGAAAUGGGAGCUGCCAUGGAUGCGUUGGAAAAAUAUAACUUCCCCCAGAUGGCCCAUCAGAAGCGCUUCAUUGAGCGGAAAUACAGACAGGAGUUGAGAGAAAUGAGGCGGGAAAGAGAGCGACAGGAGAAGGAUCCCAGUGAGACCGAGGAGAGCAGAAAAUAAACGAGUACAUGAAAACCGUGGCAUAUUUACCUUCUUAAACAACUGCAAUUCCAGCCACGUCUGCCUUUGGGGACAUAACCUAUUUCUAAUGUGAAAGUGAAUGAAGAGCCAUGAAAUGUGUGCAGCAAGAUCAAGAGAUGAUGUUCCAUUCCUAGUAAUGAGGUAUGAAGCUCAUAGCCCUGCAGAGAAAGCAUUGCAAUGGUGGGGCGAUUUGUCUCAAACUAUUUAAAUGUAUAUUUAAAUGCAUUUUAUUUUAGUUUUAAUUAUUUGGUUCCGCUCUUGUACAUUUGUAGCUUUGAUUUUCAAAGCAGCCGAAUUUCUUUUCAAGCCUGUUGUUUUUAUUUUAUGCAAGAAGGUUUUUGAAGUAUCACUUGUGCGAUUUGAACUUUGUAACACCUUACUUAUGAUAGAUCAAUAAAAUACCUCCUUUUCACUAACCAGAAAAACAACUCUUUAUGGGACCACCACUGAGCUUAGAUGGAAUGCAAGCAGCUUGCAAAGAAAAACUGUGCUUUUGAUCAGGUUUCCUCUAGUUGGUACAAUGAGUGGAAGUCUUUGUACCAUGCCCUAUUGAGUCAUUCGAUUGCAUCACUUGGUAUAAAUACAUACAGCAGAGAAUGUUUGGCAUAGGUAAUAAUUUUAAGAUGUGCUGCUACCUGUAAUUGGAAUCUAACUGUGGAGUUGAACUUAUUAAAUGAACAGAGAACAUUCUAUGCUUAAAUCAGGAUUUAGUAUUGUUUACUUUUUACACAUUUACCCUGAAGUUAAAUGUAUCCUAACUAAGAAGUGGUUCGUUACACUGAUGUGUUCAUCAAUAUGAUUAAAUCAAUGCUUGUAAGAUCAA